Molecule: messenger RNA, 798 nt
Organism: Acanthosepion pharaonis
Lineage: Eukaryota; Metazoa; Mollusca; Cephalopoda; Sepiida; Sepiidae
Source: the annotation of a GenBank genome assembly
AUGUUGUUGUUCCUCGGCAGAAUAACUAGCAAAAUAGCUAUAGUUCAUAUCUAUCUAUCUAUCUAUCUAUCUAUCUAUCUAUCUAUCUAUCUAUCUAUGUCUCUUCAUAACUAUCUAUCUAUCCAUUUAUCUAUCUAUCUAUCUAUGUCUGUUCAUAUCUAUCUAUCUAUCUAUCUAUCUAUCUAUCUAUCUAUGUCAGUCUCUUUCUUUCUUUCUUUCUUUCUUUCUUUCUUUCUACUUGAGUUUCUUUCUUUCUAUCUCAUCGCUUUCUUUUUUCUUUCUUUCUUUCUUUCUUUCUUCGUUCUCUUUCUUUCUAUCAGUUUUUUUUAUCUAUCUAUCUAUCUAUCUAUCUAUCUAUCUAUCUAUCUAUCUAUCUAUCUAUCGCAGUCUCUUUUUCUCUCUUCCAUACUUUCUUUCUUUCUUCCUAUCCGUAUCUCUUUCUUUCUACUUGAGUUUCUUUCUUUCUAUCUCAAUUUCUUUCUUUCUAUCACAGUCUGUUUUUAUCUAUCUAUCUAUCUAUCUAUCUAUCUAUCUAUCUAUCUAUCUAUCUCGGUCUCUUUCUUUGGCUCUUCCUUCCUUCCUUCCUUCCUUCCUUUUUUUUUUUUUCCCCCUCUCUUAAUCUCUUCAUAUCUUUUUAAGCCUCCAUUCUUUUCUUUCUUUCUUUCUUUCUUUCUUUAUUUAUUUAUUUAUUUAUUUAUUCUUCUCUUUCUUUCUUUCUUUCUUUCAACAUAUUUCUAUUGCUUCUCCUUUCUUUAUUUGCUUAGCUUGCAACUUUAUUUUUACUUUUUUAUUGACUAA